AUGAGCACUGCGACCACCAAAACGCGAUCGAGAAGUCCUCCUUCUCGUCCUCGGUACCGUCGUCGUCGUAAAAGUCGUGCAUUCGUCGUCCAAAUACUCUGCCUCCUCCUCCUCUCUCUUUCCCUCCUUCGAGUGUGCGAUGCGAAGCACAACGAGUGGGUCGCCCCGGACGGAGAUGUCGUCGUCGUCACCGAAGAAGAAGAAGAAGAAGAAGAAAACGCUUCGUUUAAGAACGCGAAGGAAAAGAGUCGUUACGACGAUCUCUCGACGCUUUCGCAACUCUUCGACUGGGCGAUCGAGAAUUCCGACCGAGACAAGCUGAGAGCGAUGGCAAAGGCGAUGAAAACGAGAGAAGAAGAAGAAGAAGAAGAUGAGACUGGUGAUGAAGGAAACGAGAGAAGGAAUUGGCGCUCGGAGGAACUUCUCGAAAAAGCGAAAAACGUGCGCGCAAUGCUGGAUCAAAUGGCCAUGCACCCGUCCGAGGUGGAGAUUUUGAAAGAAAUCACGGAGAAGUUCACGGAUGGAAGCGUAGACGUCCGCGAAAGAGUGCGCGCGUUGGAACGUUUGGACGAAAUGGUGGCGCAAAUCGACCUGGCGUUUGAUUUUCACACGAUACUCGGAUUGAAGCCACUGUUGAUGGUGGUGGAGAACGAGAGCGAGGUGAACGAGGUGAGAGCGCAGGCGUGUCAAGUGUUCGCGACGUUGACGAGUAACUACGAGAAGAUUCAGGAAAUCGCGGCGGAUGAGUUUAACGCGGUGUCGGUGCUUUUGAACGCGACUUCGUUGGCGUUUGAGAAGAAGGACGAAACGGUCGCGAAGAAGUGUUUGUUUGCGUUGACGUCGUUGACGAGGAACGUGAAACGAUUGAGGAGCGAAUACUUGUUCAACGGCGACGACGUGAUGCGAGGGAAGUUGAGCCACGCGAAGUAUUUAUUCAAGAGCUCGCUGAUGGCGCCGAAAUCAGUCAUCGGCGACGCCGUGUGGACGAGGACGGCGAAUUUUUUAAGCGACAUCGUGAUUAACGCGAAACACAGAGAUUAUAACAACGACGAAGAGACGCAGUUGAUGGCGAAUUUGUUUAAAGACGAUUGGACGGCGAUAGAGAAGGCGGCGAUACAGGUGAAAUUACGCUUUAACUCGCCAAACGCGAGCGAACGAGAGGCGAGCGCGAACUUGGCGUUGGCGAUGAUCGAUAGCAAAGACGACGCGUUUAGAAACGCGUUCAAGUCGAUUGAUUUUGAAAUAGAUUUGAUAUCGUACGAUGGGAAAUACCCAAACGAUUCAAACGAGUUCAAACAUCUGGUGAGAGAUAUUCAACGCGCGUUUAAGAAAAAUACCCACGAAGAGUUAUAA
Molecule: messenger RNA, 1353 nt
Organism: Bathycoccus prasinos
Lineage: Eukaryota; Viridiplantae; Chlorophyta; Mamiellophyceae; Mamiellales; Bathycoccaceae
Exons: 1
Coding region: 1-1353 (450 amino acids)
Source: RefSeq, a predicted model, not a curated record